GUCAGACACAGGGGCAGCCAGGGGAGCUAAGAAAGGCAAUUGGUGGACUCCAUAUCAUUUCCUUUUAUUUGAUUAUCGAUAUUCCUUCAGCUAUAGCUGCGUUCAUUUUUGUAGAAGCCCACAUACCAUGACUGAACAAUCGGCGCUGCUUCUUCGAAAACAAUUGGCAGAGCUCAACAAGAACCCCGUGGAAGGCUUUUCAGCCGGCCUGAUAGACGACGAUGAUAUCUACAAAUGGGAAGUUGUCAUCAUAGGCCCACAGGACACGCUUUUCGAAGGGGGAUUUUUUAAGGCAUACCUGACCUUUCCUUAUGAUUACCCAUUGCGGCCUCCAAAGAUGAAGUUUAUUACAGAAAUCUGGCAUCCCAACGUGGCGAAGAACGGAGAUGUGUGUAUCUCCAUCCUGCACGAGCCGGGGGAGGACAAGUUUGGCUACGAGAAGCCGGAGGAGAGAUGGCUGCCCAUCCACACAGUGGAGACCAUCAUGAUCAGCGUUAUCUCCAUGCUAGCCGACCCCAACAGUGACUCGCCUGCCAAUGUGGAUGCUGCGAAAGAGUGGAGGGAGGACCCUAACGGGGAGUUCAAGAGGAAGGUGGCUCGCUGUGUAAGGAAAAGCCAAGAAAUGGCGUUUGACUAAGCCUCCCAUUGCUGUUAUAUAACAUCCAGGCUAAAGGAAAUGGCUUCUUGAAGAAAAUCAAAGUCAUUCUUCAAAAAAAGGCUUUUUGCGCCAUUCUUUUGCUAGUUGGGGAUGCGAAACAACCAGGCAGCCAUUUUGGUUGUUUCUGAAAGGCUCUUGUGUUUCUGUGAGGAAUGAUUGUUGGAAGUGUACCAGCUAAGUAACUUUUGAUUUCCUACCUGGAAAGUGUAUAUUUAAUUUUAUUUAUUUUGAAGAUUAUAAUAAUGAUAAUAAUAAUGUAAGAUAUGUCACUACUGUAAAUGAACUUGCUUUUUUAUCAGCUGCUGA
Molecule: messenger RNA, 964 nt
Organism: Megalops cyprinoides (Indo-Pacific tarpon)
Lineage: Eukaryota; Metazoa; Chordata; Actinopteri; Elopiformes; Megalopidae
Product: ubiquitin-conjugating enzyme E2 G1-like
Exons: 6
Coding region: 128-637 (169 amino acids)
Biological process (GO): protein polyubiquitination; proteasome-mediated ubiquitin-dependent protein catabolic process
Molecular function (GO): ubiquitin conjugating enzyme activity
Source: RefSeq, a predicted model, not a curated record